This is a messenger RNA of Vigna radiata var. radiata (mung bean), 854 nucleotides long. RefSeq names its product bidirectional sugar transporter N3-like. Gene Ontology annotation, molecular function: sugar transmembrane transporter activity. The transcript is spliced from 6 exons. Bases 21 to 854 code for a protein of 277 amino acids. Lineage: Eukaryota; Viridiplantae; Streptophyta; Magnoliopsida; Fabales; Fabaceae. Gene Ontology annotation, biological process: carbohydrate transport. The record is from RefSeq and is a predicted model, not a curated record. Gene Ontology annotation, cellular component: membrane.
AGUAUUAAACACAUUUUAACAUGGCCAUUCAUCACCAAACUUUGGCUUUCAUUUUCGGCCUUCUAGGAAACAUCAUCUCCUUUAUGGUGUUCCUCGCUCCACUACCGACUUUUUACCAAAUAUACAAGAAAAAGUCUACGGAGGGGUUUCAAUCACUACCUUAUAUUGUUGCAUUGUUCAGUUCAAUGCUCUGGAUUUAUUACGCUUUCGUAAAAAGGGAGGGCACCCUCCUUCUCAUUACUAUUAACUCCUUUGGAUGUGUCAUAGAGACACUCUACCUUGCCAUCUUCUUAAUUUAUGCACCCAGAAAAACUAGGCUUUCAACCUUCAUGAUUAUUUUCUUGUUGGAUGUUUUUGGGUUCGGAGGCAUGCUUCUUUUAACUCUCUUCCUAACAAAAGGAUCCAAACGCCUUAAAGUGAUUGGAUGGAUUUCUCUCGUUUUCAAUAUAAGCGUAUUUGCUGCUCCUCUCGGGAUUAUGAAACGUGUGAUAAAGACGAAAAGUGUGGAAUUCAUGCCUUUAAGUUUGUCCUUCUUUUUGACCUUAAAUGCUAUCAUGUGGUUCUUCUAUGGCCUUCUCCUCAACGACUACUACAUCGCUCUCCCAAAUACACUAGGUUUUCUAUUCGGCAUAAUUCAGAUGGUGCUGUAUUUGAUUUAUAGAAACCCCAAGACAAAUAAGGUAACGAAAUUGCAAGAACCAAAUAGUCAUGAGAUUAUUGAUAUUGGGGAACCGUCUGAGCUGAAUCAUGUAAGCAGUGGUGCUGUGACUGAGAUUGCUACUGAGGAUCCAAAUAGAAGAGAAGAAGGAAAUGGAAACCCUAAGAACACCAUGGAUUCCCAUAGCAAUAUGUGA